This is a messenger RNA of Paramacrobiotus metropolitanus, 603 nucleotides long. RefSeq lists its product as uncharacterized. Lineage: Eukaryota; Metazoa; Tardigrada; Eutardigrada; Parachela; Macrobiotidae. Bases 1 to 603 code for a protein of 200 amino acids. The record is from RefSeq and is a predicted model, not a curated record. The transcript is spliced from 3 exons.
AUGUCUCAUGAUCAUCUUGAACCGAUGGCCACCUGCUCGGAUAGUGACGAUACGUUCAACCAGAAGCGCAAACGAUGGGAACGCGACCAGAAAGUUCCUCGUACUGGUGAAUCCAGCAGCGAUCCAGACGAUUCUCCUCACUCUGAGUUGUUCCAAGACGGAAAGCCGAUGAAGGCCCUGGAGCAACCGAAUGCGCUAAAAUACUCCGCGCGACCCGAUACGAAAGUGCUGAAAACGACCGUAAUUCCUGAUAAAAUUAUUGUUCGCCAAACGGAACUGGCCAAUCAUGUGCUUGUUAUGGGAACAGUAUCGUAUGGAGACAAUCCUAUCAAGUGCCCGUACGGAACCGAAACCAACGCUUGUAACACAGUGGAAUUCACGUCGACGGAUAGUCUGAAGGCUCAUCUGGAAGCUGCGCACGAACUAACUAAUGUUCAGGUUAAUCUACUGUGUCCCUGUCCCGCGGAAUGCAACGGAAAUGAGGAAUGCCUGGUUGUGGUGUACGAUCAGUACUCCGGGGUGUUUCUGGAUGACCACAUGACGCUUGCUCACAAGGAGUUCUAUGAAAAACUGCAAACAUUAACAUGCUGCGAUAAGCGAUGA